Molecule: messenger RNA, 1089 nt
Organism: Porites evermanni
Lineage: Eukaryota; Metazoa; Cnidaria; Anthozoa; Scleractinia; Poritidae
Source: the annotation of a GenBank genome assembly
AUGGGCAAUUCGCUAAAGCCACAAAACAAAACUCAGGAUGUCUUACUGUCUGAGAAGGCAAACAUCGCAUGGAGCACAAUAUUUGCUUUAGUCGCUGUCAUCAUUUUGGCGGGAAAUUCCCUUACAGUUGCAGCGUUCACUACCAGACGUUUGGUGCGCAGGCGCACACAUUUCUUUCUGAUCAGUCUGGCCGUGGCUGACUUGAUGGUUGGGGCCCUGGUGAUACCACUUUACAUCUACUUAAGUAUACAGACGGAUUUGCCGAAAGGCGCUGUGCAUCACGUCUUCGAAGCAGUGGAUAUUCUUGCAGGGCUUGCUUCAGUCUUUACCCUAGCCAUGAUAUCCGCGGAAAGACUUGUCGCUGUUGGCUGGCCGCUUGUUCACCGGAUGUUUCGUAAGCGAAGCUACUUUAAUUUCAUAAGCUUUGCUUGGUUAUUUGCCUUAGCUAUAUCAGUAAUAAAUCUGCUCUAUCGUUACAAAAUAGUGCCUUACUUUGCUACCCUGGAUAUUGUGCUGACUGCUUUGUUGACCUCUAUUGUUUUCACUUGCACUGCGUACAUCGCUUUAUGGAUCAAAGUUCGUUUUCGGGAUUACGGAGGAUUUCUUGGUAGGGAACAUGACAAAAAGCUUGUAAAAACGUUGUUUCUUGUCACUGGAGUUUUCGUUUUAACAUGGACGCCUUUUCAGGCGCUGCUGUUUGUUGUCCAUUUCUGCGGAACUUGUCCGAUCCCCCCGCAGAAUGUAGUAAACUUUAUUAAGCUACUACAUUUCUGUAACUCUUUUAUGAACCCAAUAAUUUACUCCUUAAGAAUACCUGAGUUUCUCAUUGCAAUUUCUGACAUCUUUAACUGUCGAUACACCCCACAUAAUAGUGAAAUUACCCUAAGAACACUACGCGGACAAACCUUGGAUACAAUGACAGGAAUUCUAAGUUCCUAUUCGUCACUGAAUGUGCGUUUCUGCAUGGGCACAAAGAAUAUGGUCACAUCUGAAUUAAAUUCGUCGACGUUCAGGCAAAAAUUCUUCAAGAGGACAAGCUCCAGGAUGAACUCUAGUCGUAGGACGCACGUGACUACGUCUCCAGUUUGA